Messenger RNA from Ananas comosus (pineapple), 1384 nucleotides. Its product is annotated as probable carboxylesterase 18. The transcript has a single exon. The coding region runs from base 156 to 1145 and encodes 329 amino acids. Lineage: Eukaryota; Viridiplantae; Streptophyta; Magnoliopsida; Poales; Bromeliaceae. Gene Ontology annotation, molecular function: hydrolase activity. The record is from RefSeq and is a predicted model, not a curated record.
AAGAACAUCAUUGUGCGGGGCGUGGUGUUUGUUGUGAAGUGGAAGAAGAGUUCUUCGUAAAUGCGUAAAAUUAAUUAGCCGCCGUUUCUGGUGCAGAAUUAGAAUUAGAUCUCUUCUACUUCUGCUGCUGCAGCGUUCUUUUUUACCAGAACAAAAUGCCGUCGUCGGAGGGACGCCCCCGGCUGCCGUGCAGGACGUGGCUGUUCGUCAACGCCGCCUCCGCCCUCACCGACGCCACGCGCCGCCGCGACGGCACCGUCAACCGCGCCCUCCUCGACUUCUUCGACCGCAGGACCCCUCCCAACCCCACCCCGCUCCACGGCGUCUCCACCUCCGACCACACCCUCGACCCUUCUCGACCCCUCUCGGUCCGCCUCUUCGCCCCCCACUCCCACCCUUCCUCCGAUACACACGCCCUCUGCCGCCGCCUCGCCCGCCGCAUCCCCGCCCGCGUCGUCUCCGUCGACUACCGCCGCGCCCCCGAGCACCCCUUCCCCGCCCCCUACGACGACGGCGCCGACGUCCUCCGCUGGAUCCGCUCCGGCGCCCUCCCCGACUCCGACCCCUCCGCCCCCCUCUUCCUCGCCGGCGACAGCGCCGGGGGCAACAUCGCCCACCACGUCGCCCGGCGCUCGUCUUCUUCUCCUUCCCCUUCUCCUCCGGAGGCGGAGGCGGAGGCGGUCGCGGGGUUGGUGGCGAUCCAGCCCUUCUUCGGCGGGGAGGAGGCGACGGGGUCGGAGGAGCGGCUGUGGGACAAGGUGGCCUUCGGGUCGCGGGAGCGGUUCGAGUGGAUGUGGAGGUCGUUCCUGCCCCCCGGAUCGAACCGCGACCACCCGGCCGCCAACGUCUUCGGACCGGGACCGGGACCGGGCUCGCGCUCCGGUUCGGAGGACUGGACCGGGUUCCCUUCCACCAUGGUGUGCGUCGGCGGGUGGGACCCGCUCCAGGACCGGCAGCGCAUGUACGCCGAGGGGCUCCGGAACGCCGGGGUCGAGACGCGCCUCGCCGAGUACCCGGACGCCAUCCACGGCUUCUUCGCCUUCCCGGAGCUGCCCGAAGCCCGGAGGUUCGUCGACGACGUGGCCGAUUUCGUGAAUCGGACGGUGGACCGGAUCAGGGCCGGGCCGGCCCGUCCGGAUGCGUGAACUGUUGUUAGUAUUAGCGGUCGUUUCGAGGCAGGCCCCAUCCCGUCAUCAUUUGUUGUCCGUCUCUCUUCGUUGCUUCUGGAAUUGUGUUUGUGUUUUCCCCGCUGACGAAAAGUCGCGGAACCAUCCUCCAACUAUUAGAUUAGUCCGUAGUUCAUCCUCCUCCCAGCAUAUUUCGACUGUAAUGUAUUAAUAAAUAAAUAAAUGUGCCUAAUGAAUGUAUGAGUUUUGUCUUGUCA